Penicillium pulvis is the source of this 1536-nucleotide messenger RNA. Its product is annotated as purine-cytosine permease family protein. Gene Ontology annotation, biological process: transmembrane transport. The transcript is spliced from 4 exons. The coding region runs from base 1 to 1536 and encodes 511 amino acids. Gene Ontology annotation, molecular function: transmembrane transporter activity. Gene Ontology annotation, cellular component: fungal-type vacuole membrane; plasma membrane. Lineage: Eukaryota; Fungi; Ascomycota; Eurotiomycetes; Eurotiales; Aspergillaceae. The record is from RefSeq and is a predicted model, not a curated record.
AUGCAUCCGGCCGAUAUCGAGAAAGCUCAUGGAUCACCUUCUAUGCAUAGCUUUAACCCGUUCGAACUCGAAAGCACAAAUACCGACUCUAGUCAUGACGCCGUUCUCGAAUUAAAGUCCCAGUCGAAGCUGGAGCGCUGGUUGAGCCGCUUCAAUGUGGAAGUACAUGGGGUUGAGAGGGUUCCUGUCAACGAGCGAGAGUCAUUGACAGCAUCAAGUUCGUUGCAUAUGUUUCUCAUGUGGUUUAGCAUGGCAUUGGCUACCAACAAUAUAAUCGUCGGGUCAUUGGGGACAUUCUUGAUGGGUCUCAGCUUCAAGGAUGCAGCAUUAUGUGCAGUGUUUGGAAAUUUGUUGGGUGUGGUGAUCGUCGGAUAUAUGAGUACCUGGGGCCCACAGAGUGGAAAUCGAACUUUGAUUGUCAGUCGAUACUUUAUGGGCUACUAUCCCAGCAAAAUCUGCUGUGCGCUGAACAUCUUCACCAAUAUUGGAUACAGCAUGAUCAACAGUGUUGUCGGAGGUCAGGUCUUGUCAAUGGUUUCUGGAGGCCAGAUUUCCGUGCUGGUGGGUAUCGUGGUUGUUGCUUUCACCAGCUGGGUCAUGGCCAUGUUUGGCAUGCGCAUAUUCCAAAUCUAUGAACGAUUUGCAUGGCUCCCUCAGCUGAUGGUCCUAUGUGUGAUGCUGGGCUCAGCCGGUCCCCAUUUCGACUUCAACGUCCACACCAAGUACUCGCAGGAGCAUCUAAAUGCCAAGCGCGUCACCUAUUUCUCAUUAUGUGUAUCGAUCGCCCUCGCAUGGGCUCCGCUCGCCGCCGACUACUACGUCUAUUAUCCGCCGCACGUCAAGCGCUGGAAGACAUUCGCAGUGACCUUUCUCGGAUGCGGCAAAGCUAUGGUAAUCACGCUUCUGAUCGGCAACGGAAUCGGAACCGUUCUCGCUAGCUCGCCUUCCUAUCUUGUGAAAUACGGCAACACCCCCGGCGGCUUGCUGAUGACAGCGUAUGAUUCCCUCGGAGGGUUCGGGAAAUUCUGCGCCGUGAUUAACGUCCUCGCACUCGUUGCGAACAACACCCCGGGCGCCUACUCCAUGGGAAUGAACUUCCAGAUGCUAGGGUCCUGGUUCCAGCGAAUCCCACAGCCUAUUUUCACGACUCUCACUACGGUGAUUUAUACAGCCUGUGCGAUGGGCGGACGCAACUCCCUAUAUCAGAUUUUUAAGAGCUUCCUGCCGUUGAUCGGAUACUGGGUCAUCAUCUGGAUUGUGAUCGUUCUCGAGGAGGACUUCUUCUUCCGCAGAGCAAAGGGGUACGACUGGGCAGCGUGGGACAAGCCGCAGAAGCUGCCCAUGGGAAUUGCAGCAGGAGUUGCCUUUUUGAUUGGGUGGGGUGGUGCGAUCGUCGGCAUGGAUCAAACAUAUUACUCUGGUGUCCUUGCGCAAGUGACCAGUGGCUCGGAUCUUGGUUUGUGGGUAGGAGCCGGGUUUACAGCUGUGGUAUUCCCACCAUUGAGGGUAUUCGAGAAAUGGUACAUCGGGCGCUAA